Drosophila miranda is the source of this 974-nucleotide messenger RNA. RefSeq lists its product as uncharacterized. The transcript is spliced from 2 exons. The record is from RefSeq and is a predicted model, not a curated record. Lineage: Eukaryota; Metazoa; Arthropoda; Insecta; Diptera; Drosophilidae. Bases 208 to 831 code for a protein of 207 amino acids.
GCGAUUCUGUUGCGUUUUCUGCUUGUCGAUUGGAUACGUGACUAUGUGGCCUGAGAUGGAUCAGAUGCCGCCGCCCCUUCCAAUGUGUGUCAGCCGAACAGGGCGCGUGCCUGGCAUAUCAACGAUGCGAGUGGUUUAGAUAUUUUAAUAUAAAAAUGCGUAAGUCCCAAACAUUUGAUUGCAGUUUCUAUUGUAACGUCCAUCAAAAUGCUGGCAAAGAUAAUUCCAUUGAUUGCUUUGAUGGCUAGUGUUCGAGGAGAGCUGCCUACUAGUCGGGGAGCUCCAUAUGCCCCAGCUGGAUGGCAGCCACGGGUUCCCUUCAAUCUACCCAACGAGUACUUCGCUCCCAUCCGUACUGAUCAGGGUUCAGGUGUGAAGAUCACCAAGGAACGCGUGGAACAUGCUGGACGAAUAGACACGCCUCAAUCGAGCUAUUUGCCUCCUUCUCACUCCCUACUAGAUGUGCCCGAGGAGGAGGGCUUGCCCAAUUCCAAUCUGGGAAACUCUCCGAACAGGAACUCCCUCCGUCCAUCCAAUCAAUACGGUGCUCCUAAUCCUGAUCCUAAUCCUGCCUUCAAAAUCAUCUACCCCGAUGAUGAGGAGUCGUCUACUUCUGAUUCGGCCAACCAGCGGCAGUCCAACGUAAGAGAGGGUCGCUAUUAUAUCGUUUCGAAGGAUAACAAAAUACAGAGGGUUUCAUUCCGCGCACUGCAGAAGGUCGAUGAUGAUGAUGACUUUACGGCGCAGCUGAGGUACUCCACCGUGGGUCAGCUGCAGGAUCCGGUCUAUCGGUACAACAGCCAGGGACAACUGGAAAGGGUCCUCAAGUAGACUCUCUUCAACUGAAAUUGUAAAGUUUUCCAGGAUAAAAAACUAUGUAGUUUUUGUUCUUUUUCUGACUUUGUUUUAUACAAAAAUGCAUCUUUAUUCGUUUAAUUAUUAAAUAUACACAAGAAAUCUCAUAUGUUCGUUUC